Zygotorulaspora mrakii is the source of this 837-nucleotide messenger RNA. RefSeq names its product seipin (gene SEI1). NCBI's taxonomy places the organism in Eukaryota, Fungi, Ascomycota, Saccharomycetes, Saccharomycetales, Saccharomycetaceae. The transcript has a single exon. The coding region runs from base 1 to 837 and encodes 278 amino acids. The record is from RefSeq and is a predicted model, not a curated record.
AUGCAAUUGAACAUAACCAAGCCAUUGCAGAUACUGCAAUGGUCUGCCUACAUUUAUAUUCUGAUUUUAGUCAAGGGAUUUAUCAUCUUUCCAAUUGCCAUAUUACUUUUCAAUGAUUUCUAUCUGCGAUUAUUGCCUUCAGAUUCAUCCCAGUGGGUUCCAUUAUCCAAGUUUAACGUUGAAGAGUUUGACGAGGGUAUUGAAUUUUUUCAGAAGAUUGAAAGAAUACCCAUCGAAUGGGAUAUACCUGCAUUACCGGAUAAUGGCAUUCCGGAAAGUAUACCUUUAAGAGAUCACAUAUCAUAUAAAAUGGACUUUGAUAUGAACUUCUUUUGCAUCAGCCCAACAAAAAACCUAGGAUAUACGCCAUCAGGUAUAUCUGAGCUCGUUUUGGAGAUUCAUUCUACAGAAAGAAAGCAGUCUUUGAUUUUUAAAAGAAAUAUACCAAUUUUAUGUAUGACAAAUGGUGACAACAUUGUUGAAGAUGAGCUGUAUGAUCAAGGGCCCUCAAGAAUAAGUUUAUAUGAAAAAGAGUGGAUUAACCAUAUCAAGAUCCAUGACAAAGUUGACAUUGGCCCUGAAGACAAUGAAAUCAAAUACAUUUGGACGAUACGAAGUGAAAGUCCUCGGAUACUCUUUAAUCUGGAGUCCGGCUUUAGGUUACGUAUGAAUUUCGAGCAAGGAUUGAGGAAUUUGAUGCUGCGUUGGCACAAAAUAACCUAUAUCAUUGGAGUUGUUGUUUUUGAUUGUGCUAUUUCAACAAUUUUCGGAAUUGCCGUUUUGAUAUCAUUCUAUUCCUUAUCAAACAAGCUAAAGAGUCGUAGUAAAAAAGAUUGA